UGCACAAGUAACUCAGUUCUGGUAAUAUAACAGUCAAAGCAGCAUCGUUCUGCCUCUAGGUCCUGCUGUCAUCACAAAAUAAGUUUGAAAAGAAUAAAAGCCAUGCAAAAUCAUAAACAAGUGGUAACAAUGAUUUUAGUUUAUAUAGUUUUCACAAGUCUUUUAGAUUUGGUGUCGACUGAUGACAAUAGCUGCAAAGCGACCGAUAGUUGGUAUAUACCAAAUUUAUUGGGAGCUCCUAUAUUGGUUACUGUAGCGGAACUUGCAGCGUACAUUAGACCCAGCACCGCCACUGAAGACGAUGUACAAUUUCUACUUUUAACUAAUCUUAACCCCACCGAACCAUGUAAGAUAUCCAUCGGUGAUGUUCGUGCAUUAAACGACUCACAGUUUAAUCCCAAUCACGAAACAUACUUCAUUAUACAUGGUUGGUUAAAUAACGGAUAUUCAUAUAUGUGUAAAAUAUUAGCAGCAGCAGUUCUUGCGAGAAACAAUAUAAAUGUGUUUAUUGUGGAUUGGGGUAAAAGAGCCAUGAAUGGCGAUUAUAGGUUUGCCGCGAUGUCAGUGGAACCGAUUGGCGGCAUAGUGGCAGAUUUUAUGAAUUUUCUUUGUCGCGUUUUCGCAGUUGAAAUCUAUGUAAUCGGCCACAGUUUGGGUGCACAUGUGGCAGGCUUUGCUGGUAAGAAAUUUGAUUGCGGUACAAUAAAAACUAUUUGGGGUCUAGAUCCAGCACAGCCUCUUUUCGAUUACUGUAAUAGCAAAAAACGCUUAUGUAACACAGAUGCUUUCUAUGUUGAGAUCUUACACACGAAUGCCGGCUUUUUAGGUUUUGAAAAACCCAUCGGAAAUGCCUCUUUCUAUGCGAAUGGUGGAAGAAUGCAAAAGGGAUGUGGAAUUGAUGCAUACUGUUCGCAUAUGGGUGUGAUUGGUUUUUGUGAUCAGGCGCAGCGUGGGAAAAGGUACACAUCCGUAGCGUGUGCAACAUAUACUGAUGCAACAAACAAUGCAUGUGGUUCUACACCUAGCGGAGUCUUCAUGGCAUUGCCAACAAAUAAUAACAUCAAUGGUAUAUUUUAUGUGGGUAUAACUGAGGAAGCGGGAUUCACAGACGGAUUUCCGUAUUUCAUAGCCAGUCAAAUACUACCGUAAUUUAAUCGUAAUUAUUCUUUAUAAAUUUAUAUAUAUCACAUAUAUCAUCUAUUAUCAAUUACAUAUACUUAUAUAA
Zeugodacus cucurbitae (melon fly) is the source of this 1225-nucleotide messenger RNA. RefSeq names its product phospholipase A1-like. The coding region runs from base 103 to 1149 and encodes 348 amino acids. The transcript is spliced from 2 exons. Lineage: Eukaryota; Metazoa; Arthropoda; Insecta; Diptera; Tephritidae. Gene Ontology annotation, molecular function: lipase activity. The record is from RefSeq and is a predicted model, not a curated record. Gene Ontology annotation, biological process: lipid metabolic process.